GUUUGUCUCACUCAGGUCCUUCAAAUCACAGAGGGUGAUCUGUCAGAAACCUGAAAACUUGUGUUCGCUACUUACCCACGACCCAUCCCGUCAUUGUGGGCUCUGCCACGCCCGCACUGACCAUGUCUACCUCUCUGGAACGUCGGGGUUCCGCCCAAAAUCUCCCGCCACCACCCAUGUCUCCCAGAAGUCACGGUCGGAAUAAGUCUCUCGGUAACAUAGGCAUGGCUCUUGGAGUAGGGGUUUCCAGUGCUCCCAUGACCCCUCACGGUAGCGGAUCACCAGUGCUCGGGGCAGAGAUAGAAUGGGCGGACAUCCAGGCAAGGACAUUUUGCAGAUGGCUCAACACUAAGCUGGAGAGUCAAGGUUUAGCACCGAUGACCGACUUGGUACGAGAUUUCUCAAAUGGGGUCAAGCUUAUAGAGCUUUUGGAGAUCAUGUCAGAAACGAGCUUGGGCAGAUACAAUAAGAAACCCACCAUGAGAGUGCAGAAAGCCGAGAAUGCAUCGAAGGCAUUGCAGUUCAUUCGAGACCGUGGAGUGAAGUUGACCAAUAUCGGCCCAGAAGACAUAGUCGACGGUAACCUCAAGCUGAUUCUGGGCAUGAUAUGGACUUUGAUCCUUCGGUUCACCAUUGCAGGUAUCACAGAGGAAGGCCUGUCUGCUCGAGAUGGUCUGUUACUGUGGUGUCAACGCAAAACACAGCCUUAUCCCGAAGUCAACGUCCAGGACUUCAAGAAGAGCUGGUCAGAUGGUUUGGCUCUGUGUGCUCUGAUACACCGCCAUAGACCUGAGCUCCUCAACUGGGAUCGCUUGGACAAGGAUGAUCGCAGGACCAAUACGGAACUCGCUUUCAAAGUUGCGGAGCAAUCACUGGGCAUACCUCGAUUGCUGGAGGUGAAAGACCUCUGCGAUGUGGAAGUCCCUGACGAACGAUCAGUGAUGACUUACGUUGCCGAGUUCUUUCAUAAAUUCUCCUCCGAAGAUAAAGCUGAGACGGGAGCGAGACGAGUUGAGAAAUUUGCAGAGCUCAUGCAGGGUAUCUGGACGAACAAGAAUGACUUUGAGCGUCGGAUGGCACUGCUCUUAGAAUCCUUGCAGUCGACCGAAGAAUCAUGGAGGAGAGCUCAGCAGCCGAGCACAUAUCCCGAGGCAAUUGCCCACCUCGCUGCUUUUGCCGAUUACAAGAAAACCAGCAAACGGUCCUACGUCAAGGAAAGACAAGAAUUGGCAGCACUCUAUAGCAAUAUACAAACGAAAUUACGAACGUACGCUCUCAAAUCCUGGGAGCCACAACCAGGACUGUGUCUCGAAGAUCUUGAUAAGAACUGGGCAGUGUUUCUGGAGGCGGAGAAGCUACGAAGUCGGGCAAUCAAUGCCAGGAUACGAGACAUCAAAGAAGCCUUACGAAAGCAGUUCGCUCGGGCCGCGGAGAGUUUCAUCGCUCGAAUUCAGCGAAUAGAGCAGGCCAUAGGAUUGCUGUCUGGUUUACUCCCUGAUCAAAAGCAGAUCCUCCAACAUUUGUCCUCCGAGUUGCCGUCCCUUCAGGCUACACUCUCCUCUGAUAUCCUGACGAUCAACCAAGCCUGCUUGGAAGCCAAAGUGGAAGAGAACGAUCACACCGUCUACAGCUUUGAAGAUCUCCUCUACGAGCUCGAGCUUGCCGAAGCGAGUAUACGGAAAAAGCUGGCAUUUGUGGACAAUCAGAUGGUCUCAGCCACACAUACGAACAUCACACCCGCCAAGCUUGAGGAAUUUGAAGCCACUUUCAAACACUUUGACAAGGACGACACAAAUACUUUGACUCUGUGGGAGAUGCACUCUGCUUUGGCUAGCCUGGGUAUUGUGUAUGCAGACGAAGAAAUUGAAGUUAUAUAUGCGCAGCUUGAGACCGACUUUGGUGCCGUGACCUACCAAGCGUGGCUUGCAUUAUUGACGGACAUCACACAAGAUGAUUCCUCCUCCGCGGAUCAGUUGAGAGACGCUUUCCGAGGUAUCGCCGGGGACAAGCCGUAUAUAACAGAUCUCGACUUCAAGCUUGCCUCUCUUCCGACAGAAACAAUCAAAUUCCUCUGUGAAACGAUCCCCGAAACACAGCCUCCUGCUGAUGGACCUGCGGACGCGUCUGCUAGUAAACGUUAUGACUUCUAUACAUACCUUGAGACGACCUUUGCACGAUGAUGAUCCGACGAUCUGGUUGGUUUAGAUUAAUGAUAUGAUCAGGCCACGAUGCAUAAUCCCAGUCCCCU
Molecule: messenger RNA, 2248 nt
Organism: Tremella mesenterica DSM 1558
Lineage: Eukaryota; Fungi; Basidiomycota; Tremellomycetes; Tremellales; Tremellaceae
Exons: 20
Coding region: 123-2180 (685 amino acids)
Biological process (GO): actin cytoskeleton organization; actin filament bundle assembly
Cellular component (GO): actomyosin contractile ring; cell junction; cell projection
Molecular function (GO): actin lateral binding; calcium ion binding
Source: RefSeq, a predicted model, not a curated record